Clonostachys solani is the source of this 2499-nucleotide messenger RNA. Lineage: Eukaryota; Fungi; Ascomycota; Sordariomycetes; Hypocreales; Bionectriaceae. The record is from the annotation of a GenBank genome assembly.
AUGCGUCGAACCCCAGCAUCUCAUGGGUUUAGGCCCGGCCGGCUAGUGAUAGUUGGCUCGGGCAUCAAGAGCAUUUCCCAAUUCACUCUCGAGGCUAUCUCUGAGAUUGAGAGCGCAGAUAUGGUGUUCUACUGUGUUGCAGAUCCAGCGACUGAACUCUUCAUUGAAAGCCACAGCAAGAAAUCAAGGGACCUUUAUGAUCUCUAUGAUGAUAGAAAACAGCGCAACAGAACGUACACACAGAUGGCUGAGGUUAUCCUUCGUGAGGUUCGCAAGGGCUUCACUAUUGUGGGGGUCUUCUACGGGCAUCCGGGAGUUUUUGUGAACCCAGCUCAUCGUGCUAUUUCGAUUGCGAGGAAUGAAGGUUUCGAAGCCACCAUGUUACCUGGCGUAUCAGCAGAGGACUGCCUGUUUGCUGAUCUGGGCAUUGAUCCUUGCCGCCCUGGGUGUCAAACCUUGGAAGCAACAAACCUCCUUCUCCGCAACCGCCCUCUCUCUACUGACUGCAAUGUUAUUCUUUUUCAGGUUGGGUCUGUAGGGGAUCUCGGAUUUAACUUCUCUGGAUUCAAGAAUACGAAAUUUCAGGAGUUGGUGAAAUUGCUCCUCCGGACCUAUGGUGUUAACCAUCCGGUUGUUCAUUAUGUCGCAUCUUACCUGAGAGUUAAAGAUCCUGUGCGAGAGCACUACACUAUAAAGGAUCUUGAGCGCCCUGAGAUAGCUAAACGCAUCACAGGCAUCUCGACAUUUUAUAUCCCUCCCAAGGACAUUCUUCCCAUGACCGAGAAGUCUGCAAAGGCUUUGGGUCUCAAGAUGGUCUCGGAUAUGCCUGCCAACUUCAGCCCCUAUGCUGCUGUUGAGCCUUACGGUAAACGAGAGACUGCUGCUGUCAAGGCAUUGGACAAUCACAAGUCUCCCAAGAACUACAAGAAAACUCGAUGUUCACCAGCCCUGUUCCAUGCCCUAAAGACUCUUGCGACAGACACAAGGGCCGCCAGAUCAUACAAGAAGAGUCCGGGUGGCUUUGCUGCGGGCAUUGAGGGGCUGCGUGCAGAUGAGAAAAAAGCCUUGGUAUCAGGCAACACGGGCCUACUGCGCCUUGCAAUGAAAGCCUCAACCACUGAUGUUGCUACUCAAUUUGUCCAGGCCGAGCUUCGUAACCCAACCCUAGCCACACAGUAUGCCUCCAUUCUGAAGGACAACCUCAAUAAGCCGGAUGGGAAUGCCAAUGUUGAGAAGUGGCUUGAAGACCAGGGCUAUAGCACUACAAUAGAUGCGAUCUAUCAAGCCUGGGAGAAGAUGAUCAACUCGAACCUAGAUACGUUCGAUUCCGUCUAUGCCACUCUUGUGGAUAAAAAGGCUGGCCCUACAGUCGUUAUCCAAAAGGGAGGUGUAAGUGUCAACGGAAAAGCUAUUGUGGGCUUCACCUAUUCAGCAAGUACUCUCUCAUGGAAUGCAUCAGAUGGGAAUGCGUCCUCUGCAGUUCUCCAUCUUCAGGUCUUGACCGACGACGAUGGCAAACCACUCCCUCCUGAUGCUUACAUCGGCCCCCAGUUCUAUGGAAUUUACUGGGCAAAAGACGCCAGUAAGCCGUCGAGUACGAAUGCCUACGGUAAAAUCGGCGUUGCACCAGGACCCGACCCUGGGCCUCCUCCGGUUAAGCCAACACCUCUCUCAACCUUCUACGACAACUAUCAGACAUAUCUGAAGGAUGCUACGGGCAAGUAUCAGAAAGAUAGUACGCUGGUUGUCGCAGCCGGCUCGGGGACCGAUUCCACUGUAACAUAUGGUGGUAAAACAAUCCAAAAAUUCGUUUAUUCAAACCAAACACUGUCCUGGUCAGCUGCCGAUGGCAAUAAUACUAGUGGCUCAAUCUCAUUCUACGUCAAUACAAACCCCACACAAACCAAUCCUACUCCUGGUAACCAAUUUGCUGGAAAGCAAUGGGCCAGUGGAGCCACUGCCCCUACUGGGUCAAACUUCUUCGGGCAAAUAGGAUCAUCUUCGAAUCCCGAUGGUGCAUCUGCAGAUGCUGCAGCUGCGGCUCAGUGGCGGAUGGUUGGCAUUAAUCUUGGUGUUGGCAUUGCCGUGGUCCUAAUCUCAAAUGUCAUUCAAAAGGCCAUAACUGCGGCUUGGAACUAUUUCAAGAAUCCGACAGCGGAGAAUAAGGCAGCUCUUGAUGAAGCCAAUCAGAGUGCAGAAGAAUCCAUUGAAACUCAAGAGAGCGUCACGGAGUCGGCCGCCGAAGCAAAUCCAAGCGGAGAAUCUGUCAUCCCAGAUGAUGUGCCAUCUCAAGCAGCUGAGGCUGAAGCAGCAGAGGCGGAGGCCGCCGAAGCAGCAGAGGCAGAAGCGGCAGAGGCAGAAGCGGCAGAAGCGGCAGAGGCAGAAGCAGCAGAAGCGGCAGAGGCAGAAGCAGCAGAGGCAGCAGAGGCAGCAGAAGUGGCUGAAGUGGCUGAAGUAGCUGACGUUGUCGCUGACGUUAUCGCCGAGGUCAUCAUAUAA